Molecule: messenger RNA, 1525 nt
Organism: Eutrema salsugineum
Lineage: Eukaryota; Viridiplantae; Streptophyta; Magnoliopsida; Brassicales; Brassicaceae
Product: UDP-glycosyltransferase 84B2
Exons: 1
Coding region: 14-1387 (457 amino acids)
Molecular function (GO): UDP-glycosyltransferase activity
Source: RefSeq, a predicted model, not a curated record
AUUAUUCGUAACAAUGGGAAGUUUCGAAGGUCAAGAAACAAAUGUCUUGAUGGUAACACUACCAAUGCAAGGCCACAUCAAUCCAAUGCUCAAAUUCGCAAAACAUCUCUCACAAACAAACCUCCACUUCACUUUGGCCACAACUCAGCAAGCUCGUGACCUCCUCUCCGUCGCCACCACCACCGACAAACCCCGUAGCCCGGUGGACCUCACUUUCUUCUCCGACGGUCUGCCUACAGAUGAGCCAAGAACUGAAGCGACUCUCCUAGACUCAUUGAGAAAUGUCGGAGGCAAGAACUUGUCUAAAAUCAUCGAAGAAAAGAGAUUCUCUUGCAUUAUCUCUUCCCCUUUUACUCCAUGGGUUCCAGCUGUUGCUGCUGCCCAUAACAUCCCUUGUGCAAUCCUAUGGAUCCAAUCUUGUGGAGCAUACUCAGUUUAUUACCGUUACUACAAGAAGACCAACACUUUCCCCGAUCUCGAAGAUCUGAAUCAAACGAUUGAAUUGCCAGCUUUACCGUUGUUGGAAGUCAGUGAUCUCCCUUCGUUUAUCUUACCUUCUGCGGGAAGUCACUUCAAUAACCUAAUGUCGGAUUUCGUCAAUUGCUUGAAAGAUGUGAAAUGGGUUUUGGUAAAUUCGUUCUACGAACUCGAAUCAAAGAUAAUCGAUUCGAUGUCUGAUUUAAAACCCAUAAUCCCGAUUGGUCCUCUGGUUUCUCCGUUUCUUUUGGGAGCUGAUGAAGACGAAACCCUAGAUGGUAAAAAUCUUGAUAUGUGGAAAUCAGAUGAGUAUUGCAUGGAGUGGCUUGACAAGCAAGCUAGGUCUUCAGUUGUUUACAUAUCUUUCGGAAGUUUGCUCAAAUCGUCGGAGACUCAAGUCGUUAGCAUAGCAACGGCUUUGAAAAGCAGAGGAGUUUCAUUUCUCUGGGUGAUUAGGCCUAAGGAGAAAGGCCAAAACUUCGGCGUUUUGCAGAAGAUGGUGAGAGAAGGACAAGGCGUUGUGAUUGAGUGGGGUCCACAGGAGAGAAUAUUGAGCCACGUGGCGAUAUCUUGCUUCGUCACGCACUGUGGAUGGAACUCGACGAUCGAGACGGUGGUGACUGGUGUUCCGGUGGUGGCGUAUCCGAGCUGGACUGAUCAGCCGAUUGAUGCGAGGCUGCUCGUUGAUGUGUUCGGAAUCGGAGUGAGGAUGAGGAACGAUGCUGUUGACGGCGAGCUCAAGGUUGAAGAGGUGGUGAGAUGCAUUGACGCCGUGACGGAAGGAUCCGCCGCCGCCGAUAUGAGGAGGAGAGCGGCGGAGCUGAAGCAUGCGGCGAGGUCGGCGUUGGCGCUUGGUGGAUCAUCGGCUCGGAAUCUGGACUCGUUCAUCAGUGACAUCACAAUCAGUUGACUACGUGAAUGAUUCCUAAGUUUGCAUCUUGUUUCUAGAAUUUAUCAAGUUUGAAAACAUAGAACAUUCUUUUUUCAUUUUUGUUUUUGUUUUGUUUUGUUUAGAACCAUGAAUGUCUCUGAUUAUAAUCGAGUCCAU